AGGCGGGCGGGCGGGCGAGCGGACACUUUCCACGGAUGCUGAGGAAAGACAAACCGAGGAAGGCCAAGCGCACACGCGGGCUCCUUUUAAUUCUUUGUUUUGGUGGCUUUUUUGUUUUUUGGGGGGCCGCCUUGUCCAAAGUUAGUUGAAAUCGCCCAGCAUGUUCUCCUCCUCCACGGCUGGCGCCCCGCUCCUCCUCCUCCUCCUCCUCCUCUUCCUCCUCCCGCCGCCGCCGCCGCCGCUGUUGCUGUUGCGCUUGUGUGGAUUUACCUCCGCCGCUGGCUUUUAGCUUCACACCGUUCCGCGCAGACCACCAUGGACCACCUCCUCCUCUUUCUCGGACCCCUGCAGCUCCUCCUCGCCCUACUCGGAGCGGCGGGCGCGUCGCCGGCCGAGGGCGGCCGGGACUGCCUGAGCGCAGGCGACGCCUGUUCCGGGGACGACGCCUGCAGCCCGCGCCUGCGCACCCUGCGGCAGUGCGUGGCCGGAGACGGCAGCGUCAAGCUGGGCCCCGGCGCCCGCAACCAGUGCGAGAACGCCGUGGCGGCCCUCACGUCCACGCCGCUGCGCGGCUGCCGCUGCAAGCGAGGCAUGAAGAAGGAGAAGAACUGCCUCAGCAUCUACUGGAGCCUGCAGCAGGCCUCCCUGCACGGCCUCAACCUGGUGGAGGACUUCCCGUACGAGCCCGAGGAAAGGGGCUCCGACUAUGUUCGUUUGGCCUCCAUCGCCGCCGAAUCGGAAGUGACAACGGUCAACCGCUGCCUGGACGCCGCCAAGGCCUGCAACAUUGACGAGACGUGCCAGAAGCUGCGCACCGAAUACGUGUCGUCCUGCAUCCAGCCUUCGGCCCGCUCGGGCCCGUGCAACCGGCCCAAGUGCAACAAGGCGCUGCGCAAGUUCUUCGACCGCGUGCCGCCGGACUACACGCACGAGCUGCUCUUCUGCCCGUGCACCGACACGGCGUGCGCCGAGCGCCGUCGCCAGACCGUGGUGCCCGCGUGCUCCUACGAGGACAAGGACAAGCCCGGAUGCCUGGCCCAGCUCAGGGUCUGCAAAGCCGACUACGUCUGCAGGUCCCGCUGGGCUCAGUUCCAGUACGACUGCCAGCCGUGGCAUCAGAGCUCCAGCGGGUGCAAGCAGGACAACCACGCGGCGUGCCUGCUGGCAUACACCGGCCUCAUUGGCAGCACAAUUACGCCCAACUACCUGGACAACAGCACCUCCAACGUGGGACCCUGGUGCUCCUGCACUACCGGCGGACACCAGCGGGAGCAGUGCGCCAGCUUCCUGGCCUCCUUCCACGACAACGUCUGCCUGAAGAAGGCCAUGCUGGCUUUCGGCAACAGCUCCGACCUGAAAAGGGGCGGCGCAGCCCCAAGCCCGCCCGCCGACGGCGACGACGACGCUCCCCGGGCCACCGGCGUGCCGGACGUCUCCGUGGAAACGGCGCAGAACAUCCUGAGAGCCCAGAUUCCUACUCAGGUCAACAACGGCAACGAGCGCCUUUGGGGCGACUCGGGCGACUCGACGCUGGCGUCGCCCGACCUGUCGGAGGGCAACGGCGCCGUGACGCCCGCUCGUCCUCUCCUGCCUGCGCUCCCGCUGGCCUUCUGCUGGCUCCUGAUGAUGCCGCUUCUCCUCCGCUGCCACUAGGGGGGGUUGCGCGACACGGCCAGUGGCGACGCUGCACUUUUCCCGCACCCCAACAUUUCCCGCUUGACCACGUGGCGCGCGGAGGACGGUCGACAGAAGAAAACUCUUCACGGAGACGGAUUACAAAUUAUUUUUGCUGUUGUCGUCGUGGAAAGAGGAUUGACGCCGGUUAGCGCCCGUCGCUAACCGCCCGUCGCUAACUGCACACAUUUGUGUUGUCGUUAUUGUCAUGUUGCGGCAAAAAAAAAAAAACCCACAAAAAUGUGCGCAACUUUUAGUGAACACUUUUUAAUGGAUGGGAAAAAAAAAAGACAAGCGUUUGUGUUUGUGUGGAUGCUAUGCAUAAUUUUUUUGGUGUGUUCUUGCCGUACUCCCCCACAAUGUAACCAAAACAAAGCCCAUUUGUUAACGAGCCUUUCGUCUUGGGCCAAACCGCCAAAGCACAACAGCGCUGAAGGUUGCAAAGGGGGAAACUUUCCAUGGGAAUUUCUCGAGAAUUGACAAAAUUGAAAAUCCCAACGCAGCCAGAUUUCAAGUUUUUCCAAGUUUGAAGUUUUCACCCAUUUUUUUUUUUUUUUUGCUCUGCGUUGCAAAGCACAAUUUGAGUUCGCUAUGAGCUUCGGCUAGCACCACUACUUAAAUCUAAAUAAAGAAAUAAAUAGAGCAAUGAAGGUACUGUGAUACCCUCGCAUGUGGGCAAGGAGAGCGAUCCGUUCUGCAUGAAAAAAUUUUCUAUUUACAGUAUGCCCGAAGAUGAGCUCUUUUCCAUAAAAUCGCCCCCAAUUCUGACUUAAUUCCCAUUGAAAAUUUCCAAUUUAGAAGAGUUCAAUAAUCCCCCCCGGCAGAAAUUCACAUGGACACGUGACGGAAAUUCACGAAAACUUUUUCAACGGCACUGCUGCUUUCACAGAGCACAAAAAAAAAAAAAAAAAAAAAGCCACCGGAGCCAUUUUGGGGAAGUGGUUUAAGCUCCAAGAAGAGCCAACGCGCUCAUUAGCUUGUUGGCUCGUUAGCGUCACCAAAAUGGCCGCAUGAAAGCGGCAACGGAGAAACUUUUUCUGUUUGGAAGGCUUCAAAAAUUUUGUCACCGGAUGGCGUUUUUUGUUUUUGGAACAUUCAAACGUUGCCGCCGGUUUGAAAGAAGAGGAGACUUGGGUUGCCGUGACAACCGGGGGACGAUUGACAGCCCAAGUCAAGAACUGAAAAGACUCGCUCGCUCUCGCUCGCUCUUCUCGUGUUGUUCAACACUUUCACUCAAUUAAAAAUCAAACGUCCAACGGCA
Molecule: messenger RNA, 2935 nt
Organism: Hippocampus comes (tiger tail seahorse)
Lineage: Eukaryota; Metazoa; Chordata; Actinopteri; Syngnathiformes; Syngnathidae
Gene: gfra4a
Product: GDNF family receptor alpha 4a
Exons: 8
Coding region: 316-1653 (445 amino acids)
Biological process (GO): nervous system development
Cellular component (GO): signaling receptor complex; external side of plasma membrane
Molecular function (GO): signaling receptor activity
Source: RefSeq, a predicted model, not a curated record